AUGAUUUCCGCCGCUCUCUCAUUGACCUGUCUGGCUCUGCUACAAGGCUGUGUGCCAUCGUUGACCAGGGCAGAAACUGUACUGACCGUCAAUUCGAAUAUCAACGGCAAUGCAACGAGUCCAGUCAUGUAUGGUCUUCUCUAUGAGGAUGUUUACCACUCUGGUGACGGAGGUUUGUACUCCGAAGUGAUCCAGAACCGCGCGUUCCAGGGAACAUCUGUAAACAAUAACCAAGGCCCGUAUCAAACGCUACAGUACUGGCAUACUCGUGGAGCCGACACCCUGACUCUUGACAAUGAUGCACCGCUACUGACGACUGCCCUCCCAUGGCACAUGAGAGUUGACGUAGCAAAAGGAGCGACGGGAGCGACUGGUUUCUGGAACGAAGGCUACUGGGGUAUGAAUAUCACGACCAAAACACGCUAUGCAGCCAACUUUUAUCUGCGCGGUACUUAUCAGGGCGAGAUUCUCGCGGCAUUUUGGAGCAACACCACAAACUCUAUGCUGGGAAGCACGACAUUCCAUGUCAACCAGAAGGACUCGGACGGCUGGGUGCCCUAUGCACAAACAUUCACCACUACAUCCUCGGCACCGGAUGAAAAGAACACCUUUCACUUGACAUUUGACGGUGGUAGUGUAGCUGGCAGGAGUCUUCGCUUCCAAAUGAUUAGCGUGUUUCAGCAAACGUUCAAGAACUCGCACAAUGGCUUGCGAAUGGAUCUGGCCGAAGCUUUGGUUGAGCUAGGAGGCAAGUUUCUGCGUCUGCCUGGUGGAAAUAACUUGGAAGGAAUUGCAUCUCCCUACAGAUGGAAGUGGAAUGAGACGAUUGGCCCCAUCAUCAACCGUCCAGGUCGACCUGGCACAUGGGGCUAUGUGACUACGGAUGGUCUUGGCCUACUCGAGAUGAUGCAGUGGUGCAUUGAUAUGAAUCUCGAGCCAAUUCUAGCAGUCUGGGGCGGCCUGUAUCUGGAUGGCGAGGUCAUUAGUGAAAGCGACCUAGAGCCUUACAUUGACGACGUCAUGAACGAACUCGAAUUUCUACUAGGACCCUCUACAUCGACUUGGGGCAAGGUGAGGGCGUCCCUGGGGUACCAGGAUCCGUUCAAGAUCAAAUAUGUCGAAAUAAGCAACGAGGACUUCUUGAAUGGUGGAAUACCCAGCUACAUCGGCUAUCGGUUUCGCCGAUUCGCGGAUGCCAUCAAACGACAGUACCCAGAUAUGAAGAUCAUCUCAUCCAUCUGGGCAGGAUACUUUAACGGCGCGUUUCCUGACAACACUAUCCAAGAUCUUCAUGACUACCUGUCAGUAAGUGACAUGGUCAGCAAAUUCGACGGCUAUGACCAUGCCCCUCGUAACCAACCGGUCUUGGUGGGCGAGUACGCCGCCAUCUACGACGACCAACACACCAAUGGAAACCAACUGGAUAAUCCUACCCUCCAAUCAGCGACAUCUGAGGCUGUUUACUUCCUAGGGUUGGAGAGGAAUGCAGAUGUGAUUGUAGGUAUCUGUCACGGCGCAUUGAUCAAGAGCCUCCAUGACGAACCAGACAAUGUCGCCAUGAUCAAGCACUCGCCCAACGCGCUCACACGUUCCAUGAGCUACUACGUUGCCAAGUUAUUUGGCACAAACUUUGGCACAGAGACUGUAUCAGUGUCAGGAAAUGUUGGAUUCGGUCCGUUGUACUGGGCCGCCACCAAGAAUGCAGACGGUAAACACUUUAUCAAGAUUGUCAACUAUGGCGGUGCUGCUUCGACGCCCAUCACCGUUGUAGUUCCGGGUAAAACAAACACGGCUAUCCUCAAGACACUUACUGCAAAGGACAAGUAUAGUACCAAUCUGCCUGGGGAUAUGCAAAGCAUCUGGACAGAGACAAAUGUGCAGCCAAGUGGUGCGUCUCGAUACUCAUUUACGCUGAGUGGUUCGUAUAUUAGUGCAGUUCUUGUCGUAUAG
Molecule: messenger RNA, 1950 nt
Organism: [Torrubiella] hemipterigena
Lineage: Eukaryota; Fungi; Ascomycota; Sordariomycetes; Hypocreales; Clavicipitaceae
Source: the annotation of a GenBank genome assembly